This is a messenger RNA of Orcinus orca (killer whale), 3785 nucleotides long. It is a transcript of the gene NCEH1, whose product is annotated as neutral cholesterol ester hydrolase 1. Gene Ontology annotation, molecular function: carboxylic ester hydrolase activity. The coding region runs from base 226 to 1452 and encodes 408 amino acids. The transcript is spliced from 5 exons. The record is from RefSeq and is a predicted model, not a curated record. Gene Ontology annotation, cellular component: membrane. Lineage: Eukaryota; Metazoa; Chordata; Mammalia; Artiodactyla; Delphinidae.
CCCAGAGCUUUCUCAGACCUGAAGCGUCUGCAACACUUUGCAAGGACACAGUGGAGGGGGCACGUCAGCGCUCCGACUUCCUCCUGACGCCGCCUCUGAUUGGCUCCUGGACAUGUAAGAAACCGGUGAAUGAGCUGCUGGCCCUUGCAGAAACUUGCUUGAGGUCUUUGGUGGCAUUAUCCUUUCCUCCUCGUCAACCCGGCAGGCCAGCCGAUCCGGGGGAGGAUGAGGUCGUCGUGUGUCCUGCUUACCGCCCUGGUGGCGCUGGCCGCCUAUUACAUCUACAUCCCCCUGCCAAGCUCCGUGUCCGACCCCUGGAAGCUGAUGCUGCUGGACGCCACUUUCCGGAGCGCACAGCAAGUGAGUAACCUGAUACACUACUUGGGCCUCAGCCAUCAUCUGCUCGUGCUGAACUUCAUCAUCAUUUCUUUUGGCAAGAAAAGUGCAUGGUCGUCUGCUCAGGUGAAAGUAACAGACACUGACUUUGACGGUGUGGAAGUCAGAGUGUUUGAAGGCUCUGCAAAGCCAGAAGAGCCGCUGAAACGCAGCGUUGUUUACAUUCACGGAGGAGGCUGGGCCUUGGCAAGUGCAAAAAUCAGGUAUUAUGAUGAACUGUGUAAAGCAAUGGCUGAGGAAUUGAAUGCUGUCAUUGUCUCCAUUGAAUACAGACUAGUUCCAAAGGUUUAUUUUCCUGAGCAAAUUCAUGAUGUUAUACGUGCCACAAAGUACUUCCUGCAGCCAGAAGUCUUACACAAGUAUUCAGUUGACCCAGGCAGAAUCGGCGUUUCUGGUGACAGUGCUGGUGGGAAUUUGGCGGCUGCCCUGGGCCAACAGUUUAAUCAAGAUGCCAACCUAAAAAACAAGCUCAAAGUGCAAGCUUUAAUUUAUCCAGUUCUUCAAGCUUUAGAUUUUAACACACCCUCUUAUCAGCAAAAUGUGAACACCCCCAUCCUGCCCCGUUAUGUCAUGGUGAAGUACUGGGUGGACUACUUCCACGGCAACUAUGACUUUGUCCAGGCAAUGAUAGUUAACAAUCACACUUCACUUGAUGUGGAAGAGGCUGCUGCCCUCAGGGCCCAUCUAAACUGGACAUCCCUCUUGCCCGCAUCCAUCACAAAGAACUACAAGCCUGUCAUGCAGACCACCGGCAACACCAGGAUCGUCCAGGAGAUCCCUCAGCUGCUGGAUGCCCGCUCAGCCCCACUCAUCGCAGACCAGAAAGUCCUGCGGCACCUCCCAAAGACCUAUAUUCUAACCUGUGAGCACGACAUCCUAAGAGACGAUGGAAUCAUGUAUGCAAAGCGUUUGGAGAGUGCAGGUGUGGAGGUGACCCUUGAUCACUUUGAGGAUGGCUUCCAUGGAUGCAUGAUUUUCACCAGCUGGCCUACCAACUUCUCAGUGGGAAUUCGGACUAGGAAUAGUUACAUCAAGUGGCUGGAUCAAAACCUGUAAAGGCGUGAAAUUUCUAAAAGGCUUGAGCCCCUCUUGAUUUCCUGCACCUGCUCUGGAAAGACAUUCACUCUUUAGGUGACUAAUUUCCCCUCGUUACUUGAGUUAUGGAAUCUCUAUUCCCUGCAGACUUUAUGUUAAUUUAAUUUUAAAAAAUGCUUUUGAGUAACAUAAGUGCAAAAACAUCUGAAUCUGGUUCUCUAAGUGAGCCAGUCUCUCUGUUCUUGUUUUAACCAAAUUUCUACUAACACCCACAGCUGCAGAAAGCAGGGCUAGGAGCUGGAAAUAGCUUUGGGUCUUGCCUCCGUCAAGAAGUUCUUUGUGAAGAAAUUCUACCAGCUGCGGAUGACUUUUAAUGAGUAAAAAGAAAAUGUGGGCUCUUCAACUUGCUAGAGUUUACUUUGAAUUAAGAACAGUGUUAAAUGUGUUCACUUCAAGGUCAGUGCUGGCUACCAAGUGCCCUCUGUUCUUUAUGGAUGGAUGGCUUUGUUUCCUGUGGGAAUUUUGGCAGAGCUGUUCUAGCAAGGACAAGUUUCUCAAAUGACUUUCCUCCUUUAGAGUGUUAAUUUUAUGUGAUAGCUGUCUCUAAGUCCAGUUGGAUUAUGAUAAUACUUGAAAGUUACUUUCUACCACUAUUAUUAGAAAAUAUGAGGUUGCAUGCACUGGAUACCUGUACAUCAUUAAGUUUUUUGGUUAUGCUUCUCCCUGGUGGAGAUCUUUUGGGAGCGGAUUAAUUUAGAUUUAGAAUAAAUUUUCCUUUACAGAACAAGUAAAAACAGACAAAUGAACCAACCUAUUGUUUUCAUAAUGAAUACUUCUCACAUAAAUUACCAAGAGUGGUGUGUAUAUAUUUGGCAUAGUCAGAAAAGAAGAUACAUUUAAUAUUAAAAUUAUGAAAAAUACCUUUAGAGGGUCUAGUUUAUUCUUGAAAACUCAACUUUUUCACUUACAUGGCUUUAAAAUGGGGCUAUUUUGGUAUAUAUAAUGUACUGUAUUGUUUAUUUUUUUAAGUUAUUUAAUGUUAAUAUAUAUAGCUAGACAAGAUUUUUCAGAAUAAAGUCAGUAAUGAAUAUUAAAAAUAAUGAUUUUUUAAAAAAACUACCUUAGGGUUUAAAAAAACAACUUUAGAAUUAUAUCCACAUGUAAUUUUAUGGAAAGAGGUAAAAUACCUAUUAAUAUUACUAUAUAUAAGGCCUAAAUAUUUUGAUGUUUAUAUGCAUAUACAAAUCACAAUAAUUAGAAACUAUGACUACACCUAGUAAAGUCAUCUAAGUUUAUAGUUCAAUAGCUUAGACAAGACACACAUUGGUCAUUUCUGCUCUCUGUGGUCGGAGGAAAUACUUCCUACUCUUCUGGGUGACACCCUUCAUUAUCGCCUUCCAAGUAGGUCUAAAGUUACAAUAGACCAGGCUUAAUUUCAUGUGAAGCCUUCACUGCCUGUGGGACAUCUUUGGCAUAGAAGGAAACUCCAAUUCUGAUUUGACUUGUGUACCUUCGCCCUCCUUCCUGCCACUCUUCGUACUGCUGCAAUCUGUGCUACUUUCAGGGACUGCAGAGAGCAACUACACAGCCAAGUCAUGAUACAAUAAAUUUAUCAGUGGAAGGAAAGUAGAGCCUUUUCACUCAUUUGAAAGAUGGGUAUUUCCUACUUAUGAGGAUGAAAUAACAAAUGAAUAUAUAUGUGAAAGUGACUUGCACUAUAUCCCACUUCAGACCUUUCUUGAAGGUCUUCCUUGAAAUUUUCCUUGGUAUAAUAAUUGGGAAUCAUGAUACACAAAAACCACUAGAUACAAGAGAGGCUAAACCAACCAAAAAUCUGAGUGCUAAGAAUUCCUUUGGGAAGCAUACAGAGUUUAUAUUGAAGAUAUUUUGGCUUGGAAUCAGUUUAUUUUGUUUUAAUUUUUGUUCUUAUAAAAAAUGUUUAUGCUCUGCAGAUUGAUUUUUUUUAAGUGUUAUGGCUUUGUUUUGUUUUCCUAUUUUAAGAAAAAAAGGAUAGUCUUUUUACAAUAUUGUUGUUGUUUGUGAAAUGUGACCAUAAAUAUAUGAAGAAAAAAUCUUGAAGUGCUACAAAAUAUAGUGAAGUGUAAAUUAGUUACUGUUUUAUCAUUGAUUUGUGAGGAAGUUAAGACUGUUGCAUAUCUUGGUGGAUAUAAUAUUUUAUGCAUGACCUUUUAACCUUUGACUUUUUGCUUAUUUCUCACUGCAAAGGGCAAGGCAGAUUUUAUGAAGGAUUUUGGUAGCCAGUCAAUUUUGUAAGAUGAAAAUCCACUGUGGAGGUAGGAAAGUAUAAAUCUGUUUCGAUUCAUGUUUGUAAAUAAAAUGUCUCCAUCUGGAAA